UCGACUCGCAGAGAUUUGUUGGGAAUUUCAUACAACUUAUGCUGUCAUUGUCCCACUGUGCCAAACAGGUGCCUGUAUGUCUUGCAGUAGGUGUGGACUCGGACCCACACCCCGGGCGAAUAAUUAAAUCAUUUACCAUGAGGUUUUACUUAGCCAAGUUUUCUGGGCUUGUGUCAUUUUAGUGUGUGUGCUUUAAUGAAGACCGACAAAUUAACGUUUUAUUUAUAAGGCCAAUUAAGCGACUCAGGUAAAGGUAUUGCUUCAACUGUCCCACACCCCCUCGUUUGUUUUAUAAAUGAGAUGCACACAAAAAUUAACGGCAGUCGGACAGAAGAAACUAAUCAGUUCCAGUUGCCAUUGCUACUCUUGGCAUCGGCAUGUCCAAGCUACUGGAGGCCUGUCUGGAUAAUUUGUGGUCGCAGCGGCUCACCUUUGGCCUCAUGGGCCUGGAGCUGAAGCCGGAUCGGCAGACGCUCCGCUCCCCGGUUACUUUCAUCGUCAUGGUGCUGGCCACCAGCUUCGAGCUGUGCACCGUUUGCGCCUUCAUCGUGCAGCAUCGCAGCGACAUAGUACUCUGUUCCGAGGCGCUGAUGCACGGCAUCCAAAUGGUCUCCUCGCUGCUGAAGAUGACCAUCUUUGUGUACAAGUGCCGGAAGCUGGUGUCUCUCAUUGCGUCCAUCCAGACGCCUUUUUUGCGAGCAAACAUCGAUGCAGCUGAACUGCGAGUCUGGCAGGUGCAGAACCGUCGUGCCCAAAUCUUCUCGGCCAUCUACCUGCUGAUGUGUGCUGGCACCAGCAUCUCCUUUCUGGUCAUGCCCGUCGCUUCGACAGCUCUGAUUUACUACAACACUGGACAGUUUGUGCCCGUCAGCUCGUUUCGCGUCGCUUUACCCUACGAUGUCACACAGCCGCUAAUAUACUUUCUAGACUGCUGCCUGAUGGUGCCUGUGCUGACCUUCUUCUGCUGCUCCACUACCGGCGUGGACACGCUCUAUGGCUGGUACGUCUUCGGUCUGACGGCGCACUAUCGCCGGCUCGAGCUGCUGCUGCAAAACGCACGAAUGCAGUUGUCAGCUGGUCGAGAGCUGGAGCAUAGGUUGGACCAGCUUUUCAGGCAACAUGCUCGACUGCUGCAGCUGGUGGCUCGCUUCGAGGCGGGCUUUCGGGACAUUGCCUGUGUGGAGGUGCUGUUAAUUUGCGUGUUGUACUGCUCGGUGAUCUGUCAGUAUAUAAUGCCGCACACGAAUCAGAACAUUGCCUUUCUCGGCUUCUUCUCGCUGGUGGUCAGCUCGCAGCUAUGUAUUUAUGGCUUUGGCGCUGAGCAGGUGCGUCACGAGGGUCAGCAAUUUGCCUAUCAGCUUUACCAGCUGCUGCCUUGGCACGAGUUGCUGCCGCAUCAGCGUCGCCUCCUGCUGCUGCCACUGCAGCGAGCCCAGAAGGAGACUAAGCUGGGCGCCUACUUCUUUGUCCUGGGCAGACCUCUCUUGGUGUGGAUCUUUCGCACAGCAGGCUCCUUUACCACGCUGCUCAAUACGCUUCGUGCACAGAACUAA
Messenger RNA from Drosophila hydei, 1553 nucleotides. It is a transcript of the gene Or1a, whose product is annotated as odorant receptor 1a. Gene Ontology annotation, biological process: sensory perception of smell; detection of chemical stimulus involved in sensory perception of smell. NCBI's taxonomy places the organism in Eukaryota, Metazoa, Arthropoda, Insecta, Diptera, Drosophilidae. Gene Ontology annotation, cellular component: plasma membrane. The transcript has 3 exons. The coding region runs from base 378 to 1553 and encodes 391 amino acids. The record is from RefSeq and is a predicted model, not a curated record. Gene Ontology annotation, molecular function: odorant binding; olfactory receptor activity.